Messenger RNA from Strongylocentrotus purpuratus (purple sea urchin), 1509 nucleotides. RefSeq lists its product as uncharacterized. Lineage: Eukaryota; Metazoa; Echinodermata; Echinoidea; Camarodonta; Strongylocentrotidae. The transcript is spliced from 6 exons. The record is from RefSeq and is a predicted model, not a curated record. The coding region runs from base 175 to 1509 and encodes 444 amino acids.
GUAUAUUUACAAGAAUCAUCUUUCUCUUUCAUUGUUCUUGCAGAUUUUGAGUCCAAACAGAAUUUUGUAGUGGAUGGGAUUGUCUAUCCUGUGGUGUUAGGGGGCAGCACAUCAUCAUGGCGUCCAUCCCAGGCAUUCACCAAUCAAGUGCUAAAGAUACUACUCCAAGAAGUGAUGGGCUACAGCAAUGUAACCAUAGCAAUGGAUGAUACAAAAGUCAUCUCAACAUCCCAGUCGGUCUCACAGAUCACGGGCUGCUUUAAUGCCAUGUGUGAAGAAAAAAGCGCUCAAACGAUUUGGUCACCAUCAAUCGAUGCAGAAGUGUGGCUGGAUGAUCCUCUAAGUCUACAACCCUGGAUGGAAACACAGGAGAUUGUUGAUCUUGGUCCUAUUGGGAUUCAAGCCAGGUUUGGUUGGUAUGUCUCUACUGCUCUGGUGACAACCCUCUACAGUGUGGACGGCUUGAUCGUUGACCACUGGAGAGUCCUGCAGAACUCACAGAUGACCGCCUACCUGACCAUCUCCACCAACGAGAUCGAGGUGCUGACCACCGAGUCGGCGGCUACGGCCAUGUUUAAGGGUCAAAGGUACUGCGACAGGCCGGAAUGCACCAACGGUGUCUACUAUCCGCCAUGGUGCACUCAGAAUAACUCACAAUGUGUCAUCCUAUUGGCUGAUUAUCCAGAAUCCAACUUUGACAAGCUGACCGACCAGAUCCAGAGCCUAGGCCUGAUGGUGGGCGUGGCCUGGAUUGGUCCAAACCUCAAGUCUACGGUCCAGCAGAGACAAGAGAAGAACCAGCCCACCCUGUUCUUCGGCUGGACUCCUGAUGACCUGACGUCAUCGGGUGCAUUCAGCCGUGUCGCCUUCCCGUCAUGCCAAGAAAAUGCGGCAGUACCAGAUGUAGACGGUGCCACUGGAGGCUGCGACUUCCCAUGGCAGAACGUCAACAAGGUAGCCUGGCGCCCUCUAGUGGUGGGAGCCCCUUACAUCUACGAUCUUCUGAAGGAUGUCACAUUCGCCAGCUCCAAGAUGGACGGUAUCAUGUACAGCUAUUACUUCAGUCGGCUCAACAUGGCAGAGUUUGCCUGUGAGUGGGUGCAGAGAAACAGCGGCACAUGGGAGCCAUGGAUACCAAGUGGAUCGGCAGGAAUCAAGAGAACUAUUCUCCUAGGUGGGCUGUUUGAGACCCUCAUCGACCCCACCUCACCAAACUCCGGUAUCGAACCAGGAGCAAGGAUGGCUAUCGAUGCAGUCAAUGCUGAUCUUAACAUCCUUCCAAACUACAAGCUCACCUUGGCUUCCAUGGAAACGGGAUGCAGUCCAGAGACAUCCCUCCUCUCUUACUUCAAGUUUUAUGAAGAUCGUGGCCAAUCACUUGCAGGUAAUUUUCCAUUCCAUUCAGGGUUUGUAUGGUACUUUUGUGUUAGUGCAGUUUCAAAGACUGGUUUCCAUGGAAAUGAGAUGCAGUCCAGAGGCAUCCCUCCUCUCUUACUUCAAGUUUUAUGA